Thermochaetoides thermophila DSM 1495 is the source of this 1512-nucleotide messenger RNA. RefSeq lists its product as uncharacterized. The record is from RefSeq and is a predicted model, not a curated record. The coding region runs from base 1 to 1512 and encodes 503 amino acids. Lineage: Eukaryota; Fungi; Ascomycota; Sordariomycetes; Sordariales; Chaetomiaceae. The transcript is spliced from 4 exons.
AUGGAUCACUUCUCCUCAUCACCCUCGCCCGAAGACACCUGCCCCUGCUACAUCAACCCAUCAGCCAUUCGCCCCCAGCGCUGGCAAGACGACCCACAAGGCUGUCUGCGCAGUUGUGAAGCACAAUUCUUGCAGUCCAUUCACCAAAAGUGGAGUCUAUCCGACCACUGGAUAGAUGGCUGUCAAAAACUAAACGGCACUGGCCCGGUGCGCGGCUUUUGGGCCCUGUACUGGUGCGAUGCGACGUUUUGUGGUGUGGGUAUUGACUUGAACGGGGGAGAGGGGCAAGAUCCAAACGUCGACCUAAUCAUCAGCACGUGUGCAAACAUCGGUUUCCCCUCCAUCCUCGACCCCGGACCGCCCCCUCCAACCUUCCACUGCGCCACCUCCGCUGCAGACCUCGAGCGCUGCUCCGCCGCCGCUGCCGCAGACCUCCCCACAACCUCUUCUGCCACCAUCCCCGCUAGCUCCGACAACAUCUCCAUCGCCGCUGUUCCAACCGACCCGGCCGACACAAACUCUCUCUCUCCCUCCUCGGCAGAACCAACCUCUUUCAUCGACCCCCUGCCCACCGAGACGUCAACCACGUCAUCAAGUCCAUUAUCAAGUCUAGGCAAAGCCGGCGUAGCAAUUGGCUCUGCGCUCGCGGUCGUGGCAAUUAUCCUCUGUGCCCUGCUCUGCCUCCGGAGGCGCAAGAAACUCAAGAAUGCCACCAACACAAACCCAUCUACCUUCCCCGAUGAUGAUACCCUCCCCAUCCCCGGGUCUGGACACACCCGCAAACUGUCACGUGCUACCACCUUGAUCGGAUCACCCACGCCGUUGAUCUCCCCUGCCAGGAGGGGUAGUACCAGAACCGGAGGGGGGAGGAAGUUCCUGGAGUCGAUAUCGAUACUAAAAGUGGGGAGCAGGAGGAGGAGUGCGAGUGCCAGUCCUCCUUUGACACCUUUAGGCCCGGCGCCGCCCCCUCCGGCGGAGAGGUAUCCCAAUCCUACUGACGGGAGGUUGACGCCGUUGAUGGUUAGGAGGGAGGGGAGUCUUGGGCAGAUCCGUACUGCGAGGGAGGAGAGAGAGGAUGAUGCUGCUGCGCUGUGGCUUCCGAUUCCUCACACCUCCCCCGGGACCACCUACCUCACCACCGCCGAAUCGAGCGUUACCUCCCCCUCCUCCUCCUCCCCCUCCUCCUCCUCCUCCGCCGCCGCCGCCGCCAAGAGGGAGCUCGAGGGGGAAGGGAACAGGGAGGAGUGUGUCGUCGCCGGUGAGGGGGCAUCAUCAUCAAGGGGGGGAGGAUCAGGAUUGGGGGCUGAGGUCGAGUUCGAGUCCCGUGCCGGGACAGAACCCGGGACAGAGUACAUUAGCGAGGGGUUAUGGAGUGAGCACAAAUCCAUGGAGAAGAGAGAAAAAACUGGGAGGAAGAGGGGAUCAGCAUCAGCAGCAGCAACUAAGAAUGCAGCAGUCGGAGGGAGGGUUGAGAGAAAGCUGGGGGAGUUGGGAUGGGACUGGGAGGGCUGA